AUGGAGUUACCCGUGGCACCCGUCCAGCCCUCCACAAUCUCCCAGUCGGAUAUCAAUCAGCGGUUCUAUCGUCACUUCCAAGCGGAAUGCACAGAACUCCAGGAGCAGAUUGCACAGCUUGAAAACUACAGCCUGGUUGGAGGAGAGAAGCAAGAUGCCAUUGACCAUGUGAACUCUGGAAUCACUAGGCUCUCGAACGAAGUCUCCGAUGCAUCAGGCUUUGUUCCAGCCUACGAUCAAAGAAUUUACUCACAGGCUAUCAAGGCUUUAGAAGAGAAGCUCCAAGAGGCUCGCACCAAAUUUGCGCCCAAGCCAAGAUUCCAGUUCAAACAGCAGAAAAACAACUCUGCGAUAUCCCUCACUGAUGCAGCUGAGCUCGCUCAAGAAAAGCGACUCAAAGCCCCAGGAUUUGGCCAGAGCCUCCUCUCAUCCAACGAAUCUUCUCUUGUUACCACGCCAGCACAUCUCAAGACUCCACCUAGUGAAGCCACUUCCAAGGACACCCUUGGCGACCUCCCCUCAUUUCCUAAAAACUACAACGAAGAGAUGACGAAAGCACCAGCAGGCCCUAUUCGAAAGCCAAGUUUCUCCCAAGCAACGAACGUUAACAUUUCAGGUCACAAUCGUUUCCACAUCAUCCUCCCUUCGUCCGCAUCUCGUGCAACUGCCUCUGGCUCUCUUACCAAGUUGAAUGGGUGUAUCGUUGAUAUGUCUGUCCCGACCGCUAAUGGCGCACCCUUUGCCGGGCUUGCCCUUCAGAGCAUCAAGAACUCACUGAUCAUCGCUGGGCAUGUCGCCGGGGCUGCCCAUGUCACUGGAGUUGAAGGCAGUAUCAUUGUCGUGGCAUCCAGACAGGUUCGGAUGCAUGAUUGCAAGAAUGUAGACAUUUAUCUACAUUGUGCCAGCCAUCCUAUCAUUGAAGAUUGUAGCAACAUUCGCUUCUCUCCAAUUCCCGAGUGCUAUAUGACAACUCAAGAGACGCCAGUUCAAAACCAAUGGGACCAGGUCGAUGACUUCAAGUGGCUCAAGGCAGAGCACAGUCCAAAUUGGAGCAUACUGCCAGAGGACGAGAAGCUGAAGGGAGAGGUUUGGACCGACGUAAUUCCAGGAGGCCCGGGAGUUGGACUUGAGGAUAUCUUGAAAAGGAUCAACCUUCCUGGAAGGUAG
This is a messenger RNA of Cadophora gregata, 1167 nucleotides long. RefSeq lists its product as uncharacterized. NCBI's taxonomy places the organism in Eukaryota, Fungi, Ascomycota, Leotiomycetes, Helotiales, Ploettnerulaceae. Gene Ontology annotation, molecular function: tubulin binding. The coding region runs from base 1 to 1167 and encodes 388 amino acids. Gene Ontology annotation, cellular component: cytoplasm. The transcript has 3 exons. The record is from RefSeq and is a predicted model, not a curated record. Gene Ontology annotation, biological process: post-chaperonin tubulin folding pathway; tubulin complex assembly.